Molecule: messenger RNA, 1743 nt
Organism: Zea mays
Lineage: Eukaryota; Viridiplantae; Streptophyta; Magnoliopsida; Poales; Poaceae
Product: plant UBX domain-containing protein 2
Exons: 3
Coding region: 206-1531 (441 amino acids)
Biological process (GO): defense response to fungus
Molecular function (GO): protein binding
Source: RefSeq, a predicted model, not a curated record
AUGAGUACAACCGCACAAACAAACGAUUCCACAAGCUGCUUCUCCACUGCUGCUGCUCUCGCCUUUAUUGCUACUUCGUUCUUCCUCGUUUGCUUCGUCCCCGCGGCGACAACAUCCACCACCAAGUCGUCCACUCCGCGUGAACGCAUCCACGCUCCAAUCUCAUCUGUUCGCGGCCGCCUACGCUUCCUCCGCCUCCAGCGCCAUGAUGAAGGACAAGAUGAAGGGUUUCAUGAAGAAGAUCACCUCCUCCGGCUCUGGGACCCCGUCCUCAUUCAAGGGCACCUCCCACGUCCUCGGCUCCGGCCCCUCCCCCUCCUCCUCCUCCUCCCACCCCGCUUCCCGCCCCUCAGACCCUAGCGCAAACCCCAAGCCUGCCCCUAAGCGGCCCUCGCCACCUCCCCCGCCCACUUCAACCACCGAUUUCACCCCGUACACGCCCCUCGUCUCCUCCUCCUCCUCCUCCUCCCGCCGCUCCGUCGCGAAUGGCACCGCGGCCGCCGCCACUAUCGCGUGCCCCAGCUGCGAAGACGCGUUCCCUUCCGAGCUUGCCGUCACCGAGCACCUCGACGGCUGCCUCGCGUCCGCGGGGGGCGCCCGCGCGCGCGCCGCCGCGUACCUCGCUGCCGACCCACCCCCGCCGCCCGCUGCCGUUGAAGUGGUCAAACGCCUGCUGGGCAACCUGCUCCGGGAGCCCAGCAACGACAAGUUCAGGCGGGUGAGGCUGGGCAACCCGCGGAUCAAGGAGGCCGUGGCGGACAGAGAAGGCGGCGCGGAGCUCCUGGAGGCCGUCGGGUUCAGGGUCGGGGAUGAGGGCGGGGAGCCCUUCGCCGUGAUGGACGAAGUGCCCAGCGACGCCAGGCUCAACGGUAUCAGGAGGGCCCUCCUCCUGCUCGAGGGGGCACACUCCUCUGCGGCUCCAGGGAAGGUGGAGGCUGAGGCCAAGGAGAGUUGCAGCAAUGUGCCUGAUGUGCUGCAGGACGGUGCUAUGACAAUUGAUCGGCAGAUUCGAGUAUUUGUCUCUGUUCCCGGGAGUUCUGUGCCACAAAAUGAUGUACCAGAUUCCUUUUACAAGCUUAGUGGUGAGGAGAUAAGGAAUGAAGCAAAGAUGAGGAGGGAAAGGUUAGAACAAUCUAGGUUGCUGAUACCAAAGUCUUACAAGGAGAAGCACGCAUUGGCUGCUCGACAGAAGUAUAAACAAGCAGUCAUACGAGUUCAGUUUCCAGAUAGAAUGAUUCUUCAGGGCAUAUUCCUACCAGGGGAGGCCACCGGUUCGCUGUAUGAGUUCGUCACAUCUGCUCUGAAGCAACAAGGUUUGGAAUUCGAACUCAUCUCUCCAGCCAUUCCUAAGCCACGUGUGGUGCCACAUUUUCCAAACCCGGGAGAGCGGGCACGCACCCUACAAGAGGAGGACCUAGUCCCUUCCGCGCUCCUCAAGUUCAUUCCCAAGGAGACUGAUUCCGUGGUUUUCACCGGUUUGCUUGAUGAGCUUCUCGAGGCCAGUGAGCCGCUACCUGCUGCAUCACAAUGAACCUUAAACCGUUUGAGUUGCAGUUCAUUGGUAGGCUGCUGGGUUUUUUUUUUUUGAACCAUAUAGACGAUUUCGUUUUUUUCCCUACCGAGCUUCUCUUGAUACAAACUAUUGUGCAAUUAGGCAUCCCAUUUAAUCAUAACGCAAUUGAACUACCCAAAUUCAUGAAAAAUUCUUUUAAAAAUAAAAUUUUAGAUGAAUUUUAUUAUUUA